Messenger RNA from Tarenaya hassleriana, 1092 nucleotides. RefSeq lists its product as uncharacterized. The transcript has a single exon. NCBI's taxonomy places the organism in Eukaryota, Viridiplantae, Streptophyta, Magnoliopsida, Brassicales, Cleomaceae. The coding region runs from base 50 to 898 and encodes 282 amino acids. The record is from RefSeq and is a predicted model, not a curated record.
CACUCCUCUCUCUCUCUCUCUCUCUCUCUCUCUCUAAGAAUAAAAAUCCAUGGAAACUUCAGGAAAUAAAGAGGAAAAACCAUGUCAGUGUAAGCAAGAAGACGAAGAACAAGAACAUGCACUUCAACAAACUCUCGUAGAAGAAGAAGAAGAGGAAGAAGAAGCGCUGUCUCUUCGAGACCUUCCCCUCAACUCCGACCAAACCUCCGCCACCGCCACGUCAGCAUCCGACCAUCAAGAUCCGGUGUCGGAGCUUUUCGAGUUCCUCGGUUUCGCCACGUGCGACGUAUCUCCGGCGGAAAACAUCAUUUUCCGCGGCAAACUCAUUCCCUUGAAUGACCAGAAUAACCUCCGUCCCGACAACAGCCGCGAAGUCCGUACGAACCCUAGCCCUCGUAUUCGCGUACGGUCCGAGUCAUUAUCCGCGUUACAGGGCGAUAAGCUCAGCCGGUCGAGUAGCGUACCACGAGUCAUCAGAAACUGCCGUUCUUUGGAUUGCCGCAAGCUUACUUGCGUCACAAGCAACGAGAAAUUCUCCACACUAGAACAUGAUCGCAAGUUUCCGGAGAAGGGUUCCCCGCCGGAAAUGCCCAAGUUUGCGGCAGCUCCGGCGAAGAAUUCUGAAACGGGGUCGUUUGGUGGGAAAACUAUUAGGCCGAGAUGGUACGUGUUCAUGUUUGGAAUGGUUAAGUUCCCACCGGCGAUUGAGCUAAGGGACAUCAAGAUUCGUCAGACUCGCCGGAAUAUUCCUCCGGUGAUGUUUCCGUCUUCCGGAGAUCGGAUCUCCGGCAAGUCUUCGCCGUCUUCGGCAUCGUCUUGGAGGUUUCUCAAGGCUUUGAGCUGCAAGGAGCCCACGAGCGCAGCUGCAACCGCGCCGUUUUGGGUGCCUAAUGCGUGAAGUGAAGUGAAACGGCGUCUCUUCUUAAGUUAAAUUACUGAAGUACCCUCUCUGUUCCACAUCCAAGAGAAGGAUACGAUUGUCAUUGCACUUAGUUAUAUAUAUAUAUAUAUAUGUUGAUGGAAAAGUUGCAGAUUUUUUGUCGGACGAAGAAUUCUAAUAUCUCAAAAGAAUUUGAUAGUUUAAGACUGUGA